This is a messenger RNA of Brassica rapa (field mustard), 1862 nucleotides long. RefSeq lists its product as uncharacterized. The record is from RefSeq and is a predicted model, not a curated record. Lineage: Eukaryota; Viridiplantae; Streptophyta; Magnoliopsida; Brassicales; Brassicaceae.
AUGAUGAUAAAAUAAAUGGUUUUAUAAGAGGUGUGAUCCGCAUAUAUUCAGUAGACUUAAAAAAAAAAAAAUCGCUCUCAAGCGGUGCGAUAAAAAGGUGAUAGCAAAACGACAAAAAAUCGUUCGUUGAUCUGAAGUUACCGGCUUUGAAUUCUGUUUUCAAGCUACGGUUCUAAAGAUCAAAGCUUGUUUCCCUUUAGAGGGCUCUGGUUUCUUCUGCUCCAAAAGGCUGAGGUGGUUCUUUUAGGAGAGAGGCUUGGUUUUGGUUUCGAGAAGUUCAUAUAUCUUUCGUUUGAAUCGGAGGGUGUUUGUGAGUAUUAAGUAAAGGUUUGAUUUUGAUACGGAUAGGUCCCUAAUGUCAUCGGCGAUGGAUAAGGCCUUGAUGGCCAUGUCCCUUGAAGAUGAUGAUGAUGAUGUUCCGUUUGUCAUGCCGAAUCUGACGGAAUACAGCUCGUGCGAAAGAAAUAAAAGGAGUUUAAUUGGGCGUCUUCUUAACCCAGACGUUCAGAAAAUGGCAAUUUUCAUCUUCGAGAUGCCGCGUAAAUGGCAGAAACAAGGUCGAGUUAGAGGUAUUGCCUUGUCUCAGGAAAGGUUUCAGUUUAUCUUUGAUUCGGAACAUGAUUUGCUGGAAGUUCUUGAUAAAGGAGUCCACACGUUUAAUGAAUGGGCUAUAGUUGUGGAGAGAUGGUCUGAAGUUCCGCCUCCGGAUUCACUUCAGUUUAUACCUAUCUGGGUCCAAAUCAAGAAUAUUCCAAUCAAUUAUCAGACAGAGUUGGCUAUUGAAGCUCUUGGGGACAUUGUGGGUAAGGUCAUUGAGGUGGCCUUUGAUCCUUUGAAGGCACGGAGUAAUGUUUAUGAAAGAGUGAAGGUUAAGUUUGAUGUUUCAAGGCCUCUGAGAAAAGAGAAAGUGGUUGACUUACCUAAUGGCGAUAAAACGAAAGUGUUCUUCAACUAUGAAAGAAUGCAGAAAAGAUGUUAUACUUGCCAAAGGUUAUCCCACGAUCAGUCUGUCUGUCCAAUUAAUAUUCAGAGGAGACGAGCUGAGGCGGAUCUAAGAAGAGCUGGUGGCAGUGGUGCGAAGAGAAGGAUAAAUCCGGUAUUGUUGGAAUCUGAUCCGCUCUUUGGUGUGCUUGAAGAAAAUCAGGUUGGAAUUAACCCCAACACUGGGAGACCAAAAAUUGCCCCUGAAGUUUUAGAUGGAAUGAGACAAUAUAUUUUAUUGGCAAAAGGGGAAGAAAGGUUCAUCAGAGAAGAAAGGGUUAAAUCAUCUGUCAGAGAAGUUGAAAAAGAUCCGGUUCUAAAGAAAUCGGCCCUAAGUUUGGAGCCAGUUCCAUUGGUGACAAGGGACUUGCAGAAAGGUAAAGGUGUAGUGUUUGAAUAUCCGGAUGAAGUUCCUGUGAAUUGUUUGAGUGUUUCAAGACCUCAUGGUGAAAAACUGAUGAAUACGGCUAUAAGAGCUAAUUCCUUUAUAGAUUGGAGGCCUGAGUUUCCGAUCAGUGGUGGUGAUCUGUUUGGUAAUUCCCAGUCAUCAGGGUCCUCUUCUUUUGUGAGUGGUUCUACGGGUUCUAGAUUGAAAUCGUUUGAUCUUAAUCUUUCCGGGACUACCUCUAAGAAGAUCAGUAUCAGAAAAAGGCCGGGGAAGAACAAGAGGAAUUUAAAAGCUAACACUGCUCAUGAGGAUAAUUUACAGAUUUCACUAAAAGAAGGUAUGCUGGUAGGAUGUUUGGAGAAAAGAAAAGCGACUGAUCAGAUGGGUGGAGUUUCCAAAGCUGUUAAGCAAAUAACUCAGGAGACGGUCCCAAAUGAGGGACUGUCCAAAGAUCAAUGAGUCUUAUGUGCUGGAAUUGUCGAGGUCUGGGACG